ACCUCAGGAGCUCUGUCUUUUCUUUCCAUCUCUCGGAGUUGUGUGUCUCAGUGAAGAUGUUGAGAAGAGCUUCAGCACAGAUCUUCAGACAAAUGGUCCGACACAUGAGUACGCAGAGCACCUUCAGCUUGGAGAGAUCGAUUAACCGUGUGCAGCUGUUGGGUCGAGUAGGUCAGGAACCCGUCAUGAGACAGGCAGAUGGUCGUAACCCUGUCACAAUCUUCUCAAUAGCUACAAAUGAGAUGUGGAGAACUGGAGAGACUGAGGGGAACACUGCAGGAGACAUCAGUCAGAAGACGACGUGGCAUCGUGUGUCAGUGUUUAAACCCGGUUUGAGAGACGUGGCCUAUCAGUACAUCCACAAAGGGUCCAGGAUUCUGGUGGAAGGGAAACUGGAUUAUGGCGAGUAUGUGGACAAGAACCAAGUCAGACGCCAGGCGACAACCAUCAUAGCAGACAACAUUAUCUUCCUGAGUGACAACAUCAAAGAAAGAACCUGAAGGACCUUUUCCUCCACGUCCAACUCCACUUUAUUUUAUUUUUUUAUACCAUCAUAUUCCACCAUUUCCACUGAAGUCACCAAAGACACGAACUGACUGGAUCCACUGCAAGCCAACGCUGCUCAUGUGUGACUGUAGCGCCACCUCCUGGUGGAGACUGUAGAAAAAGACAACCUGUAGAAUAAAAGCUUUGUGUUUUGUUUUGUUUUUUUGUACAGAAAAGUUACAUAGCUGUUUGUCGAUGUUCAGGUCUGAGAAUAAAGUGGAAAAUAUUGAUCCUUUCUGAAACAUCAUAGUUCUGAGAAUUUGAACAUAUUAAGAUAAACACUGUCACUUGGCAGACUCUAGUUUUUUAAAGUCAGGGUUUUUUUUAAUACAGUGGCUUGCAAAAGUAUUCAGCCCCUUGGUAUUUCAUGGAUUUUAAUUUAUGGCAUUUCAAAUACAAAAAGUAAA
Thalassophryne amazonica is the source of this 953-nucleotide messenger RNA. RefSeq names its product single-stranded DNA binding protein 1 (gene ssbp1). Gene Ontology annotation, cellular component: mitochondrial nucleoid. The transcript is spliced from 6 exons. Lineage: Eukaryota; Metazoa; Chordata; Actinopteri; Batrachoidiformes; Batrachoididae. The record is from RefSeq and is a predicted model, not a curated record. The coding region runs from base 57 to 500 and encodes 147 amino acids. Gene Ontology annotation, molecular function: single-stranded DNA binding. Gene Ontology annotation, biological process: mitochondrial DNA replication; positive regulation of helicase activity.